This is a messenger RNA of Arabidopsis arenosa, 866 nucleotides long. NCBI's taxonomy places the organism in Eukaryota, Viridiplantae, Streptophyta, Magnoliopsida, Brassicales, Brassicaceae. The record is from the annotation of a GenBank genome assembly.
ACUUAAAUGCCACUUUGACUUUUUUUGUAGACUGUUUUAUAAAAAUGGAUAAAGCCUUGUGUUGUUAUAAGCCCACUGGACUAUAAUGUGAGCCCACUAACAAACGUAACUUCUAAUUAAUUCAACAAACCAAACCUCUUUCUUCCAACAGCUUCAUCGUUUUAUCUUCUAAUCUUCUUCUUUGAAACGUAUCAAUCAAAGCAGCUCAAAUCAAGCUCGCAAAGAUGAUGCACAUGACCUUCUACUGGGGAAUCAAAGCCACAAUUCUCUUCGAUUUCUGGAAAACUGACUCAUGGCUCAGUUACAUCCUCACUUUAAUCGCUUGCUUCGUCUUCUCCGCUUUCUAUCAAUACCUCGAGAAUCGCCGCAUCCAAUUCAAAUCCCUUUCCUCUUCCCGUCGUCCUCCUCCUCCUCGCUCUUCCUCCGGCGUCUCUGCUCCUCUUAUCCCCAAAUCCGGUACCAGAUCCGCCGCUAAAGCUGCUUCGGUGCUGCUUUUUGGUGUCAACGCUGCGAUCGGUUACUUGCUGAUGCUUGCUGCUAUGUCUUUCAACGGAGGCGUUUUCAUCGCGAUUGUCGUCGGGUUAACCGCUGGAUACGCAGUUUUCAGAUCUGAUGACGGCGGUGCUGAUAUUGCGACGGAUGAUCCAUGCCCAUGUGCUUGAAUCUUGAUUGGUGAUAAAAAACCUAAAUCGGAAAAUCCCAAAAAGGUGUGUGUUUGAUAAAAUUGAUGUUUGUAUGUUUGUAUUGUUGUUUAUUUCUGUAUAAUUAGUUUUCUUUGUAACGAAGUAUCGAUCCAAAUGCGUUUCUUUAAAAAAAUUGCAACUUUGAGUUCUUAUGAUUGAGCCAUAUAAAUUCCCCAGAUUUGA